AUGACAAAACUAAAUCAAAGUCACAGCAGGAAAAGAAGCAUGGGCAAGGUUGCAGAUCCACCGUCCGAGGAUUUCCAGAGCGAGCCGAAGUCCGCCGCCAACACCCUAUCGCCCGCUGGAGUUGUGGCCGGCCACAGUCAUAUUCCACCGUAUUAUUUCAGGAAGAGGUUUAGGUUAGCUAGCAUAGAGUCCCUUCCCAAAGAUUUAUUAUUGGACGCCUUGGGAAUUUCUC
Messenger RNA from Striga asiatica, 232 nucleotides. The record is from the annotation of a GenBank genome assembly. NCBI's taxonomy places the organism in Eukaryota, Viridiplantae, Streptophyta, Magnoliopsida, Lamiales, Orobanchaceae.